Messenger RNA from Onychomys torridus (southern grasshopper mouse), 529 nucleotides. Its product is annotated as ly-6/neurotoxin-like protein 1. The record is from RefSeq and is a predicted model, not a curated record. Gene Ontology annotation, molecular function: acetylcholine receptor inhibitor activity. The transcript is spliced from 3 exons. Lineage: Eukaryota; Metazoa; Chordata; Mammalia; Rodentia; Cricetidae. The coding region runs from base 1 to 336 and encodes 111 amino acids.
AUGAGGACUCACCUGCUUUGGUUGUUGCCCCUGAUUCUGCUCAGCUCCUCAGUGCAGGCGCUGAAGUGUCAUGAGUGCAGUGCCACAGGGGACUGCUUCCAGCCUACAUCUUGCAGCGACAUGACCCGCUACUGCUUAACUUCCUGGUACACACCCCCAGGCCAGCAAACAACUGUGACAAAAACAUGCGCAUUUACCUGUCCUGAUGUCCAUCAGAGCAUGAAUAAUUCCAAGGCCUCCUGCUGCAACACGGACCUCUGCAACAGUACCAUGAGCCUCCAUGCCAGCUGGGCACUGCUGACCCUCAGCAUCUGCUUUCUCUAUCUCAGGGGAUAGGUGCAGAGCUCCCACACAGGCUCAAGCUGCAGAGUUAGGAGUUUGGAGCCAGGUGCCAUCAUGUGACUGGAAUGUCUCAUAGCCUUCCUUAUGUGUGGUACUUCUUCAACUCCGGUCAGCAGGAUUCCAAGAGAGAAUGCUCGCUGAUGUACAAAAUCACUAGGACUGAUGGGGUCUUGGAGCUGGAACACUG